CAAGAGAAUUCAGGGAACACUAUAGUCCACCCCGAAUGUCUGUUUACAACACAGAAUGUCUGUUUUCCCUUCUUGAGUGAAAUAUGCUGUGUAGAUAUCCAAUUGUUGUGGAAUGCUGUCUAGAAAGCAUGUGGGAGUCUAUUGUGGGUCAUGUUAUCUCCAACACGGGUGAGAUGGGAAAGAAAGGAGUGGCGAGCUUCUCACGCAAGUUGGGUUUGAGGUGAAGGGGGAGGUGCAGGUGGGAGUCACCUGUUUUUGCUGAUCUGACAACAGUCAAACUUCCUCUUCAAAUGGCUGUUACACUCUUUGAGCAAAUACAGCUCAUUGCAGACUGGUCUUUGAGCCCUCCGGUACUAAAUACAUAGUUAUUCCCAUGCUUGCAAACAAGGGAUUCCUGCUUUAAUUUUGUAGUUUAAAGGCUUCAGUUUCUUAACAAGAAGGACUAAUGUUGGCAUCUGUCUUACAGACUAUAAAGUUCACCGAUGUGUAAAAACACUAGCAUGUCAAUAUUAAGUUUAUACUAACUGUUGAUUUAGAAUGUUGUCUCUUCUUCUAAGAAUUUGUGUAAAUGCAUGUAUGAGGUUAUUUAAUAGGGUGUUGUGUAACACAGCUGGCUGCACAAAGAACUUUUUCUCUCUGGAAGUGUUUUCCUCAAGACUACUGUAAAGCAACAGAUAAAGAUUCGCACUAUUAGCAUCUGCGAACCACAAUGAAGACAACUCCUGUUCCUCUCUCUCCCUCUUGUUCUUCCUUUCACUCAUGUUUUUUAGUCACACACGAGAGAGUCUAAACACAGCCCCCUUUCCUGGAGGAGGAGUUCUCCCUUCCUUUUCUUUCAGUGCUUGUGUCUAGUCUUAGGCAGACCCAGUUAUGCUGAAGGAGGGCUGGCUGUGGGGGCUGGCUUCAGGGCUGCUGUUGCUCUGGCUGAUGCCUGCGCAGGGUGGCAGGGUGCUGGUCAUGCCUGUUGAUGGCAGCCACUGGCUCAGCAUGAAGGUGUUGGCAACCAAACUAGCCCAGAGAGGCCAUGACAUCCUGGUCCUGGUGCCCGAGACCAACAUCUUGAUCCAGAGUUCCAAACUCUUCCGCACAGAGACCUUCCCGGUGCAGAUCUCCAAGGAGGAGUUGUCCACCAGCUUGAGGGGAUUUCAGCAGGAGGUGUUCAAACAUAGCCCUGCACUGUUGGACAUCUUUGUCCAAGUGGGAAGGCUGCUGAACUUCACGGGUAUGCAGGUGCGAGGAUGUGAGUCACUCCUUUAUAACGAACCUUUGAUGGAGAAACUGAAGCAGGAGAACUUUGAGUUGGUGCUCACCGACCCGUUCCUGCCAUGUGGGCCUAUUAUCGCUUCUGCUCUUGGUCUCCCUGCCGUCUACUUCCUGCGCAGCUUGCCUUGCGGCAUUGACAUGUUGGCUUCGCAGUGUCCCUCUCCCCCAUCAUAUGUACCUCGGUUUCAGUCCGGAAGCACUGACAAAAUGACCUUUGUGGAGCGCAUCCAGAAUUUUAUCAUGAGUGCCGUAGAGCUGGCGCUUUGUCAAAUAAUGUAUGCCAGUUUUGAUGAACUUGCCUCAAGAUACCUGCAUGCAGAUGUGACAUACAUGGAGCUCAUCGGCCGCGGAGCUAUCUGGUUGUUUAGAUACGAUUUCACAUUUGAAUACCCCAGGCCUAUCAUGCCAAACAUGGUCUUCAUCGGAGGCAUCAACUGUGGGAAGAGCUCAGAACUUAGUGCAGAAUUAGAGGAGUUUAUGGAGGGCUCAGGAGAGCAUGGCAUUGUGGUGUUCAGUCUGGGUUCUCUGAUUUCCUCCAUGCCUAAAGAGAAAGCCGCCAUCUUCUUCGAGGCCUUCAGUAUGAUCCCACAGAGGGUUCUGUGGCGGUAUACGGGUGAGAUGCCUGAGAAUAUCCCUGAAAAUGUCAAACUGAUGAAGUGGCUUCCACAGAAUGAUUUGCUCGGUCACCCCAAGGCAAGAGCAUUCAUCACUCAUGGUGGAACGCAUGGAAUCUAUGAGGGGAUCUGUCAUGGCGUUCCCAUGGUGAUGCUUCCGCUCUUUGGCGACCAAGCUGACAACGUGCACCGUGUGGCAACUCGAGGGGUGGGAGUGGUCCUCGGUAUCCAUGACAUCACGGCAGAAGAACUGGUCAACGCUCUCAACACAGUUAUUAACGACAGCAGCUAUAAAGAAAGAAUGGAGAAGCUUUCUGCCAUACACAACGACCGUCCCAUGCAGCCCCUGGACCUUGCAGUCUAUUGGACAGAGUUUGUUAUGAGACACAAGGGAGCGGACCACCUGAGACCUGCUGCCCAUGACCUAAACUGGUUUCAGUACCACAGUCUGGAUGUGAUUGGCUUUCUGCUUUGUGCUGUGCUGAUUGUAACUCUAGCAACGUUGAAAUUCUGUGCACUGUGCUGGAGAUGGUGCUGCCGAAAAUCGCAGAAGAGUAAGGUGGACUGACCGCAUAGAGAGAGAAGUUAGCAUAGCUUACAGAAGUUUCCAAGUCUCAACGUACAUUUUCUUUAUUUUUCUACCAUGUCUUAAUUUCAGAUGUACAAUGCCAGAGUCAUAAUAAGUCAGAAACAUACUAUGUGCAAGUACGAAAAUGCAGACGCUUCUAGCUUUGCAAGCACGAUUUAGUGCCUUGUUGAAUUGCAUUCUCAAUGUUGCCACAAGGGGCGCUAUAGCAGACAUUAGUAUAAAAUGUUCGCUUUUACAAUGAGUUUUCUUUUUCAAGUCAACAACUGUCAUGGCGGAGCAACAGUUAAAGACGAUACAUUUGAAUUGUAUUAUUUUAGACUAGGGACCUCUAUCGCUCGAGUGCUGAGGUUUGUUACUGCUACAGUAAGAAUGAACGUUAAGCAUGUUCAACCAGACAGCGCAUUGACAGUGCGUUGGGUUAGCGCUUGCAUUUGCAUACACGUACUUGCGUUACAAUUUUUUUCUUAAAGCUGCACUUUUGUGGACAGGGAUCACAUUUCACUAUUGACACUAUUGUGAUGCAGUUUCACUGAACGCACCAGUAAAGAAACUGUACCUUUAAGAUGUUUGCUUUGCAUGCUUUUAGUCUGACAUUAUCGAUCACAAGUUAAUUAUAAUAGUAGUCGGUUGCACAUACAUUUCAUACCAAGCAACCUACAGUACACUAAUAGACCUUAUUCACGCUAGUGCCAUCUUUGAUUUUUAAUGGGAAUGACAACGAGGCUGUGAGGGAUAGACUUACCAUCUCUUCAAUGGCACAAACGGUAUAAAGCUGUAUAAAGCUCCUAGAUCACAUCUGAUUUUCCACAACUCAUGAUGUCUGGAGUUCUUUGUAUACUGAAUGUUCUUGGACAGAUAUUUUAUCAAUGCUUUGUCUGUGGAAUGAUCCAAAAACACUUUAAACUGCAGUUGAAGACUGUAAGUCUAUCCCUCACAUCCUCAUUGUCAUUCCCAUUAAAAAUCAAAGAUGGCGCUAGCGUGAAUAAGGUCACAGUGUAAAAGGAAUAUUCCAGGUUCAGUACAAGUUAAGCUCAAUCAACAGCAUUUGUGGCUUAAUGUUGAUUACCACAAAUUCAUUUCGAUUCUUUGCUCUUUCUUAAAAAAAAAAAAAAAAAAAAAAAAAGCCAAAAAUCAAGGUUCCAGUGAGGCACGUACAAUGGAAGUGAAUGGGGCCAAUUUUUGGAGGGUUUAAAAUGCAAAAAUGUGAAGUUUAUAAUUUUACAAAAGCACUUGCAUUAAUUAUUCUGUUAAAACUUGUGUAUUAUUUGAGCUGUAAUGUUGUUGAAAUUUUCAUGGUUGUUUUAGGGUUUAUGGUGUUAUAUCGUCAUAGCAACGAAGAUGUAAAAUUGAAUAUGACUUGACAGAAAUGGUUAGUAAGCGAUUUUAUCACUCUAAAAUUAUGUUAACACGCAUAUUGUUUAUGUCUUGUGGCUAUACUUAUGAAACAGUGAGUAUUUUAACGUUUACGGAUUGGCCCCAUUGACUUCCAUUGUAAGUGUCUCACUGUAACACAGAUUUUUGCUUUUUUACAGAAAAGAAGGUAUGAGUUGAAAUUCAUUUUUGCAGUUAUCAACAUCAUCAUAAAUACCGUCGAUUGAGCUUAACUUUAAACCCAUAUUAUUUAUUUAAGUACAUUCACUAUCAUUGUGCCUGUUAUACAGUAAUGUUGAAGGUGCUUUUAAUACCAACACUAAUGUCGAUGGCAGAAUGGUUGCUGCUGGGUAACCGGAAUGUGUUCAGUCCUAUAUUCGGGUGCUCCUAUUCCAAUCAGGCUGGAUCCUUUAAAGUAAUUAUAGAGUUUCAGUCUGUAGAUUUAGUUUCAAUAACAGCACACUGAAUUAAGCUUUUCCUUCAGACUUUUCUUGUAUGUUUUAUGUGCUCCUAGUCCUAAUGCAUAAGCUGUAAAGUCGUGAUGAUAAAAGUUGAUUGGUGGUCAUUUAAUGAAAGAAAAUUUUAGUUGUGCACAUAUAAAAAUUGACAGUUGUUAAAAUGUCACGUUCUGAUUAAAUUAAUAACAACAGUACAAUGUGAACACAGCAAUGUGUUUUGUGUAUGCAAUCCAGAGACUGGAAAAUUGUGUCUCACAACGGUUGUCACAUUUAGUGGCUGAGUUGUGGAGGAAACUUCUGCAAACUGAAACUGUGAAGAUUCACACAGGAUUAGUAAAAUCUGCAAAUAGCUUCAUUUCUAAAGAAAGCUAUCUGACUGAUAAUUCUAAUUUAAAAUGUAUUGUUCCUGUGCUGUUACUGUAGAUUUUGAUGCUAUUGUGAUUAAAGUAAAAUACAAAAGCUAGCCCUGGUUAUUCUUAUUUUAAAUUCUAUCCCCUUU
This is a messenger RNA of Myxocyprinus asiaticus (Chinese sucker), 4794 nucleotides long. RefSeq names its product UDP-glucuronosyltransferase-like. The transcript has 5 exons. Gene Ontology annotation, molecular function: UDP-glycosyltransferase activity. The coding region runs from base 871 to 2445 and encodes 524 amino acids. The record is from RefSeq and is a predicted model, not a curated record. NCBI's taxonomy places the organism in Eukaryota, Metazoa, Chordata, Actinopteri, Cypriniformes, Catostomidae.